AACACAACUUAAUACCUCCCCCGCCACCGUCAGCCAAACCAGUCGAUAUCCGAUCCCGUCUCAUUCACUUUCAGAAUGUUUGGAGACAGGCAGUUAAUCGAGCACCGAGAGAAUGGCAGCCAGCAAACGACCUCUGAUUUAGCGACUUGACGUUGAUGUUGUGGCCGUUCACUAGCUCCCGCUGUACUGCCGUGGCCUUGGUCUCAGCGUGGAGAUGUGUGCAGCAGCGGAUCACCACGGCAGCAAGCUACUCAACAAGAGCCCAGCUGCUGCUUCACUCUCAGGCAUCGUCAGUGUCGGUGCCAUCCAGGACAGCGUCCACCGACAGGCUGCUGAGCAUCAGGCCCGUGAGCUGGCAUCCCUCCCGUCUCUGCCAGGGGGAUUCACGGAGCGCCUCAGACAGAGAGAGCACCGAGGGGGGCCUCAGUUUGAGGGCUCUCACUCAGGCUCCCAAACCGGCCCUGUACCUCGGUGUCUCUGGGCUCGUCCCCUUCGUGUCCGCCCCUCUCCUGAUGGCCGCCUCGCAGUCCUUCAUCCCUGAAGUGGCGUACGCUCAAGUGGUCUAUGGAGCCUGCAUAGUCUCCUUCCUCGGAGGUGCCCGCUGGGGGUUUGCCAUCCCUGCUGGUAGUCCCGCUCAGCCAGACUGGAUGAACUUGGGCAACAGUGUUGUGCCUUCGCUUCUGGCCUGGCUGGCACUGCUCUGCAGGGACAAUAUUGCAGAGGGAGCCCUGGUAGUACUCAUGGGACUGGGUCUGUCCCUGCACUACGACCUGACCCUGCUGCCCGGUUACCCCGCCUGGUUCAAAGCCAUGCGGACUGUCCUCACUCUGGUUGCCACAUUCUCACUGGUGGCUACACUGACAAUUAAAAAGUUCUGCACUGAGAAGAAGAUCAAAGAGAUUAGGAACUGAUUUAAAAGACCAGUUUGUACUUUGAUCCACAUAAAAUAAAAAUGAAUAAAAAUGUUUAAAAAAAUUAA
This is a messenger RNA of Scophthalmus maximus (turbot), 979 nucleotides long. RefSeq names its product transmembrane protein 69. NCBI's taxonomy places the organism in Eukaryota, Metazoa, Chordata, Actinopteri, Pleuronectiformes, Scophthalmidae. The coding region runs from base 156 to 911 and encodes 251 amino acids. The transcript has 2 exons. The record is from RefSeq and is a predicted model, not a curated record.